This is a messenger RNA of Sphaeramia orbicularis (orbiculate cardinalfish), 1974 nucleotides long. RefSeq names its product endoplasmic reticulum protein SC65-like. Gene Ontology annotation, cellular component: endoplasmic reticulum. Bases 236 to 1528 code for a protein of 430 amino acids. The record is from RefSeq and is a predicted model, not a curated record. Gene Ontology annotation, biological process: peptidyl-lysine hydroxylation; collagen fibril organization. The transcript has 8 exons. Gene Ontology annotation, molecular function: collagen binding; protein binding. Lineage: Eukaryota; Metazoa; Chordata; Actinopteri; Kurtiformes; Apogonidae.
UAAGUGAGCAAAUAUAUGCAGAAUAGACGUGCGUAAAACAACAGGCUUUUACGCACGCCUAUUCUUGUGCCAAAUAAAGAAACAACCAGUGUAGUAGUGACAGCUGUAGCCCAGCACAGAGAAACCUGAGACUGGAAGGGCCCAAUCCCAGAAUUCCCACAGACUCUUAAGUGAUUGAGCAGACCACCUCCGACAGGAAGACCACGAAGCCUAGUAUGUGGGAUAUUUAUCUAACAUGGUCACAUUCUGCGCAAAGAGGCUGUUGUUGUUUUUGACGCUAUGUAGUUUGACCUUUGUUUGCCGGACAGAGGCUCAUUAUGGAAACUACAGCUUUAAACAUUUCCCACAAGAGGAGCUCAUGCCCCUCACCGCCGCCUACGGACUGGCUCUGGACCAUUACGCAGCUGCGAACUGGACCGAGUCGAUCAGAUACUUGGAGCAGAGUCUGCGUCUGCAUCGGCUGCUGAGGGACAGUGUUAGAUACUGUAUGCUGCACUGUAAUAAAACCCAAUAUGAAGAACCGAACCUCACAGAAAACCAGGACCUCCGCGUCUUCUGGCACGUCACCAUGAGAGCGUCCUGUCAGAAGAAGUGCAGGGAGCAUUUCCCCGCUCUGCAGCUUCCUACACCCAGCAGGGAGACACUGGAGGACUUCAGCAGGAGAUCUCCCUACAGAUACCUGCACUUUGCUCAUUCCAUGGUGAAUGACCUGCAGAGUGCCAUUCCAUGUGCCUACACCUACCUCCAGAAGAACCCAGAGGACCAGCAGAUGCAACAGCUCAUGGAUGAGUACAAGAGUCAGUACAACCUGAGUGGAUACCUCACAGACUACGAAGAACCAACCUAUGAGCCUUAUUUCCUGAAAGGGGUGAAACUUGUCGGUUCUGGCGACUUCGACAGCAGCACUGAUCACCUGGAGGAGGCUCUGAGGCUCUACCUACAUGAGUAUGAGCUGUGCCAAGCUGACUGUGAAGGGAUCUGUCACUUUUCUCCAGAUACGGACUUUUACGCAGCCAUAGCAGAUGUUUAUGUCGACAUAUUAAGGUGCCAGCUGAAGUGUGAGGAAACCCUGAAGCCUAAUGUCGGAGGCUAUUUUGUGGAGAACUUUUUGGCCACUAUUUACCAUUACCUCCAGUAUGCUUAUUAUAAGAUGAACAAUGGCCGCAGUGCCGUGCCAUGUGCAUACAGUUACUUCCUGUUGGAACCUGAGGACCGGGUCAUGAAGCAGAAUCUGCAGUAUUAUAAAGCCUACAGUGAACAGUGGGGCCUUCAGUCGCAACAUUUCACACCAAGGGCGGAAGCUCUGAAAUACUUCAACCAGAAAACAGCACAAAAACAGAUUCUUACAUUUGUAGAGACGUUCUUGGAGUUGGAUGAUGAGGAUUUUCUUGGACCUGAGGAAGCUGCAGUUUUGGCCCCAGAGUCUCCUGAUGUUGAGUUUGAAGGUAUGGGAGAUUAUGAGGAGUCCAUAUACGCCGACUGGAGGCAGCCGAAGGGCAAAGGGGACGCUGGGGCCUCGGACACCUGAACAAAACCGAGGAGGAAAAGUUCACAAAAUACUGAUAAUGCAAAUGAGAUGUUUUCAUUUCAGUUUGAUGUAGAAUUUAGUUUAAUGUUGUUGUUUUUUUAAUUAAACCAAACCCACCUCUACAACCUUUCAGCUGUUGUUUUCGCCAUGUUGUCAUUUUAUUCUAUUUAAUGUUACACUAAACCAAAAGUUAAUGUAAUGUAAAUGUAAAUGGGGUCAGCCAUAUCUCUCUGCAGUUCUACUACAACUUAACUGUAUGUUGUUGAAGAGGUUGAUACAACAAUUAUCCCCCAUCUCAAAUACUGUAUAUGAAAAUAAAAUGUUGACUGUUAAUAACAGACGUUCAUAGAUAUUGUCUAUCAACAUCUAUGAACUAAUCAUUGACAUCUUUCUGUUUGGUCGUCAUGACUAGUAAUAUCAUAAUAUCUGAUAAUGGGGCCGGACUG